AUGGCCAAGUUGUUCGUGCUUACCGGUUUGGCGCUCCUGCUGAAUGCCCAGAUAGGCUCUGCCUAUGUACUAUCAUGCUACUUCACCAACUGGGGCCAAUACAGACCAGGCCUUGGGCGCUACAAGCCAGACAACAUUGACCCUUGCCUGUGUACUCACCUGAUCUAUGCCUUUGCUGGGAUGAGAAACAAUGAGAUUGCAACCAUAGAAUGGAACGAUGUCACCCUUUAUAAAUCUUUCAACGGCUUGAAAAACCAGAAUGGGGAACUGAAGACUCUCUUGUCAAUUGGAGGCUGGAACUUUGGAACUGGACCAUUCAAUGCAAUGGUUGCCACUGCUCAGAACCGCCAGACCUUCAUCAACUCUGUCAUCACGUUCUUGCGCCAGUAUGACUUUGAUGGGCUGGACAUAGACUGGGAGUACCCUGGUGCUAGAGGCAGCACUGCUGUGGAUAAGGUCCUCUUUACCACUCUGGUUAAGGAAAUGUUGGAAGCUUUUGAGCAGGAGGCCAAACAAGUGAACAAACCUAGGCUGCUGGUCACUGCUGCUGUUGCUGGUGGCCUUUCCAAUAUAGAGGCAAGCUACCAGAUUCCUGAGCUUGGCCAGUAUCUGGACUAUUUCCAUGUGAUGACCUAUGACUUCCAUGGCUCCUGGGAAGGUUUCACUGGAGAGAACAGCCCUCUCUAUAAAGGUCCUGCUGACACUGGUAGCUACGUCUACUUCAACGUUGACUAUGCUAUGAAUUAUUGGAAAAGUAAUGGUGCCCCGGCUGAGAAACUCAUUGUUGGAUUCCCAACUUAUGGACACACCUUCAUCCUCAGUGACCCAUCCAACACUGCUAUUGGUGCCCCCACAUCUGGAUCUGGACCUGCUGGACCUUAUACAAGACAGGCUGGCUUCUUGGCUUACUAUGAGAUCUGCACUUUCUUGAAUGGAGCUACAGAAGUAUGGGAUACUCCUCAAGAUGUGCCCUAUGCCUACAAGGGGAAUGAGUGGCUUGGGUAUGACAACCUCAAGAGUUUCAACAUCAAGGCUGAGUGGCUGAAGAAGAACAACUUUGGAGGUGCCAUGGUUUGGUCCCUUGACUUGGAUGACUUCACUGGCACUUUCUGCAACCAGGGCAAAUACCCCUUGAUCACCACCUUGAAGAACGCUCUUGGACUACAAAGUGCAAGCUGCACAGCCUCUUCUUCUAGUAGCAGCCCAAGCAGCUCUGGAGGCAGCCCGAGUAGCUCUGGAGGCAGCCCAAGCAGCUCCGGAGGCAGCCCAAGCAGUUCCGGAGGCACUGGGUUCUGUGCUGGAAGAGCCGCAGGCUUAUAUCCGGACCCAACCAACAAGAACAGCUUCUAUCACUGUGAGAACGGGAGGACCUUCCUGCAACAUUGCCAGGCCGGUCUUGUCUUUGACGCCAGCUGCUCCUGCUGUAACUGGGCAUGA
Pogona vitticeps (central bearded dragon) is the source of this 1437-nucleotide messenger RNA. The record is from RefSeq and is a predicted model, not a curated record. Lineage: Eukaryota; Metazoa; Chordata; Lepidosauria; Squamata; Agamidae.